This is a messenger RNA of Ipomoea nil (Japanese morning glory), 2336 nucleotides long. RefSeq names its product serine/threonine-protein kinase CDL1. Gene Ontology annotation, biological process: protein phosphorylation. NCBI's taxonomy places the organism in Eukaryota, Viridiplantae, Streptophyta, Magnoliopsida, Solanales, Convolvulaceae. The coding region runs from base 369 to 1910 and encodes 513 amino acids. The transcript is spliced from 5 exons. Gene Ontology annotation, molecular function: protein kinase activity; ATP binding. The record is from RefSeq and is a predicted model, not a curated record.
UUUCCGAAAUAAUUUUACUUUUUUAAUUUUGUUUGCCUUUCUUUCUUACCUUGUCUUGAGCCAUCAGUUUCUAGGAUUUGUUGAUCUGCUUUGUUUGUGUGUAAGAAGGGUGAACUUCUGAUCUUUGCUCUUCACUUCAUUUUGGGGUCGCUGCUCUGUGGGUUAUGGCUAAAAAUCUCAGCUUUAGUAUCAUAGAGAGGUAAAAUUGGGGUUUUUUUUUUUGUUUUUUCUCAGAUGGGUUUUCUUGGAAAGGAGAAGAAGGGAAGCUGUUGGAGGUGAAGGAGGGACUGGGAGUAGUGAUAUAGGCCUUGUAUGUAUAGGUGAGCUUGUGGGGUGGGUGGGUUUGGCUUGAUUUGUGUAGAUUCGAUAUGGGUGGGUGUUUCCCAUGCUUUGGAUCAUCAAACAAGGAUGGGAAUGGGGUGAAAGAAGUGGGUAAGAAGGAGUCUUUCAAGGAUGGUUCUGCUGCACAGCCUAAUCAUGUCAACAAGCUUAGUGCAGAAAAGUCUAAAUCUCGGAAUAGUAAUGAUUCCAAGAAAGAAACAGCUAUUGCAAAAGAUGGUUCCACAGCGAAUAUUGCUGCGCAGACAUUUACAUUCCGUGAGCUUGCUGUUGCAACGAAGAACUUUAGGCCAGAGUGUUUGCUCGGUGAAGGUGGUUUUGGACGUGUUUAUAAAGGUCGGUUAGAAAGCACUGGACAGGUGGUGGCCGUUAAACAGCUUGAUCGGAAUGGUCUUCAAGGGAACAGAGAGUUUUUGGUGGAGGUUCUAAUGCUUAGCCUCUUACAUCAUCCAAAUCUCGUCAACUUGAUAGGUUAUUGUGCAGAUGGGGACCAACGGCUCCUUGUUUAUGAGUUUAUGCCUUUGGGUUCUCUCGAGGAUCAUUUGCACGAUCUUCCUCCGGAUAAAGAACCGUUGGACUGGAACACAAGGAUGAAAAUUGCUGCGGGUGCAGCAAAGGGAUUGGAGUAUUUGCAUGACAAAGCCAACCCUCCUGUAAUAUAUAGAGAUUUAAAAUCUUCCAACAUACUUCUUGAUGAAGGGUAUCACCCGAAGCUGUCGGAUUUUGGGCUUGCAAAACUAGGCCCCGUUGGUGAUAAGACUCAUGUGUCUACACGCGUGAUGGGCACGUAUGGUUACUGUGCUCCCGAGUAUGCUAUGACUGGUCAGCUGACUUUGAAGUCCGAUGUUUAUAGUUUUGGGGUUGUCUUCCUCGAACUCAUUACGGGGCGCAAGGCUAUUGAUAACACGAGGGCUCCGGGAGAACACAAUCUCGUUGCGUGGGCUCGGCCACUAUUCAAAGAUAGGAGGAAGUUCCCGAAAAUGGCUGAUCCGCUACUGCAAGGGCGGUAUCCUAUGCGGGGACUUUACCAAGCGCUAGCUGUGGCAGCCAUGUGCUUACAGGAACAAGCUGCAACGAGGCCUUUGAUUGGAGAUGUGGUGACGGCUUUGACUUAUCUAGCCUCCCAAACUUAUGACCCUAAUGCAGGGAGCGGGCAGAGUAACAGAGUUGGUCCAUCUACCCCUCGGAGCAGGGAGGAUAGACGAACCAUGUCUGAUGGAGUGCACAGCCUAGAUGAUCCGGGGCACGGUGGUUACCACGGCUCUCCUUCCGUGCAUAAGAAUUCUCCUGACUACAGGAGAAGAGAUUCUGGGAGGGAUUACAAUAAUACGGGUGCGGAGUUGAGAAGGAUUGAGACGGGAGGGGGUUCUGCUCGGAAAUGGGGGUUGGAUGAAUCAGAACGGCCUGAUUCUCAAAGAGACAGCCCCUUGAGUGCAGGUAGAGGGAAAGAUACUCCAAGGAACCGGGACCUUGAGAGAGAACGGGCAGUUGCGUUGGCGAAAGUAUGGGGGGAGAAUUGGCGGGAUAGAAAGAAGGCAAACAAUGCGAGUUUUGACGGUACGAAUGAUUGAAGGGGGAGAAGAUGGAAGUUAGGUAUUGAGAGAGGAAGUCGGAAGUCGUCACACAAUGCAUUGUUAAUUGAGUGUUGAUGGAAAUAAUAUUAUCCAACUUUCGGUAUUGUUGUGGGUUUGAACUGAAACUGGAACUGGAUGGUUGAGUUAUGGUGAAAGAGAAGACUGUAAAGUAGGAGGAGGAUAUGCAUUGAUGUAUUUGAGGUGGUGGGCGAUUGCAGACACAAAUUCAAGAAUACACAUAUGCGCAUGCAUGCUUGCUUGCUAUGUAUUUAGGGUUGGUUACCAAAAGAGAAGAAGAUGAUGGGAAGAAAUCUUUUAUUUUAUUUUAUUUUGCUUGUCUUUUUUUUUUUUAUUGUUAAUUGCUUUCUUUGACUCACUCCUGUCCUGUUUUAGGUUUGUUCAUGGUUUUUAUCUUUUUGUUGC